This is a messenger RNA of Chelonoidis abingdonii (Abingdon island giant tortoise), 3663 nucleotides long. It is a transcript of the gene TMEM53, whose product is annotated as transmembrane protein 53. NCBI's taxonomy places the organism in Eukaryota, Metazoa, Chordata, Testudines, Testudinidae. The record is from RefSeq and is a predicted model, not a curated record.
AAGAGGCGAGGGGAGGCAAGUGCCUGAUGCCCCCAGGGGCUGUGCAGUGUUGUCCCUAGUAGCCCAGAGGGCUUAGUGGCAGGGGUAUUACUGUUGCAGGAUUUGCCCUUAAUCCUAUCUCACAUUCCUGUUAGCAAAAUACUCCUGUUUGAAUACUGGGCUGAGCUCUCUGGUGGCUUCAGGUGAGCUGAGGAUACACAGGGCUCCCACCUCCUUUAAAUCACUGGGAGUGUUAAUCAGAAACUGUUAUUAGUGGCAGAAAGGUCUGUGUAUGGAAACAACACACCGGGCAGGGCCAGACCAUCACCCUGUAGUCUUGUUGCCUUGCCCAGGUCCUUCUGCCGGUGUCUGUCGCUCUUGUUCCACUGCAGCUGAUAUUAGGUUGGAAAAUCUUUGGGGCAAUGACCACAUCUUUUUAUGUAUUUUUAAAGGGCCAAGGACACUAUUGGGGUGGCUUAAAAACAAGACAAAACUAAUAUCUUGGGGCUUGCCUACACAUGGCGUUGUUCCUGAUUAACUCCCCAUGUGGACACUCUUAUUUUGGAAUAAUGGUGCCUUGUUUCUUUUUAGCGUAACCCACUUUCAAAGGAUCAGAGCUAACUCCAUGUGUAGACAAGCCUUAAGUAACCAACUGAGCUGGAAACUUUUUUUAAUGCGAAUGUAAACUUCUCCAAAAAUCAAGGAGCCUGUACCGUGAUGGAAGAACUUGCUAUUUGCCACUGACACUAGUCCAGAGAUGGGAAACAAAAAUGACUGGCCUGUGGUAAUUCUGCUGGGGUGGGCUGGCUGCCGUGAUAAACACCUGGCAAAAUACAGCACCAUCUACCAUCAGAAGGGGUGCACAGUUAUCCGCUACACAGCUCCAUGGAAGAUGACGUUUUUUGCAGAGUCCUUUGGCAUCAGGUCCCUCCGGACCCCAGCUAGAAAGCUGCUGGAGCUGCUCUUUGACUAUAAAAUUGAAAAGAAACCCCUGCUGUUUCAUGUGUUCAGCAAUGGCGGGGUCAUGCUUUACCGCUACACCCUAGAGCUCAUCCACACGCACGGGCAAUUCAGCAGCCUCAAGGUGGUGGGCACCAUUUUUGAUAGCGCCCCCGGCAGAAGAAACGUGACGGGGAGUCUGCGUGCCUUGGCAGCUGUCUUGGGAUCAACUAAUGUGCUGCUCAAGUAUUGUCUCCUGCUUGUCUUCACCGUCCUGGUGGUGAUGCUGCGGAUCUUGCUGUAUCCAGUGACUCGCUUCUUCCAUGAGACCCAUUAUGAUGCCUUGCUGAAGGGGCCUUCGAAGUGGCCUGAGCUCUACCUCUACUCCAAGGGUGACAGGAUCAUCCUGGCCAGUGACAUAGAGCACAUGAUUGAGGCCCGGAGGCAGCACAGUGUUGCAGUGAGAGCUGUGGACUUCGCAGACUCUGCUCAUGUCAGUCACUUGCUGGCAUAUCCCUCCUAUUACAUGAGCCUCUGCACUUCUUUCAUGUAUGACUGCGUUGGACGCUCAUAGGUUCCACCCAGGCAGGGAUAGCAAGUGCCUGUGUAAAGACCCCAGCAGAUGCUCCUUCUUCACUGGGAUCACACCGGAAACGAACUCUACACUCUCUCUCUCUGCCUCUCUUUCUUCAGCAUCUCUCUGCUUACAAUAAAAUCCUGAUCCCAACAUCCUUCCCCAGAGCGUGGAGGCACAGAAUUGCUGAUUUCUCGGCAUCCAGUGCACAGCUGGGUGUCUGAAGCCUCCAAAUCAGUUGUUGGGCUGGGCAGAGGUGAUGGUGCUAAGUAGAGCGAAAAGAGUCUAAAUGAAUAUAACUUACCUGAUAGGGGUAAAAUCCGGACCCCACUGAAGUCAGUGGGAGGUUUGCCAGGGCUGGAAUUUCACGAUAGGAGGCCAGAGAAAGGAGUGAAUUACUGUGAGUGGGGGAGCACGGCACCCCCCUUUUUAUACCCUCUUCCUCUCUCCCUGCUGCCCUCCACUAUCGUAUUUCCUGAUGUAUAACUUACAUCACCGUCCACAUCCACUCUCCAGCUUGUUACACUGGAGCAAUUCUGUGACCCAGGGCUCUCCAAUUAGCCUAGGUUUUGGGUUUUUUUAUCUGCUACUUCCUCCAGCCCACUGAGUCAGCUGAAGCUCUGCAGUGUCAACUCAUUCUCCCACUCCCCACCCCACCCUUCUAUUUACACUCCUCUUGCUCAGCCCUGCCUAUAGUCCCAUUGAGGAGGACAGAAUGAGACUCUUGGCAGAGUCUUUAAUAGGGCAGAUCAAUGCAGGUCCCUCCCUGUCCCUGUCCUCAAGGCGCUGCACCUCAGCCCUACUCCUAGCUGGAGAUCAGCUGCAGCAAUCAAACGCAGGGUCUCCAAAAGGGCAGUGCAGGUAACUGCGAGUCAAUGUGUCAGCCUGGUUCUGUUUAAUAGGGCUGAAGCAGAAUGGCCAAGGGGCUGCUGCCUUGCUGGAUGACUCAAACCCCCAUAACUGAGUUAAUUUUAAGCUUUAUCUGUGAAAUAUCUAACAUGUCUCAGGGUCUGGUCUUUGUUCCUCUCCGCUGAUGCUUCCCUCUCAUUGCUGACAUCGUUGGGUGAAGAGCUGUGCUUUGCUGGGUAGAUUUACCGGUCUGCUAAGGUGUGUGUCUAGGAGUGCAGGGAGGUCACUUUGGGUAUCUGUAACCCUGAGUUCUGUCUCCCCUCCUGGGCCUUUCAGAAACUGCUUUCUCCCUGAUCAUCUCUCAUUACCAACUAGCAUCAUUUGUCACAUUCCAGAAGACUGGUUGACUAAUCUACACAUGCAGACACUAAAGAGUAUGUUGCUUACUCCCUGCACAGACGUGUUUGAUGGGAUGAGCCAAGCUAGCAAACACACUGUUGUUUGGAUUUCCUCUGUGGAGGGGGAGUGAGGGGUUAAAGUAGGGGAAGGGUUAUACUACACUCUACUGAGGGUGAACUGGUUGAAUUCCACUGAUCUGACUUUCCGUGUGUUCAUGGAUCCUGAUAUUUUGGGAGGGCGGGGGGUAGAUUGAAUGAUAACCCUGGAAAAGCCUGUUGCUUUCCAGCACAGCAUGAUUUAAUCUGGGGCCUCUGAAAUGAUGCUAGUCCCUCAAAGCAUCCAGUGCCUUGUGAACACCUGUACAGCUGGCUGAGGACACAGUUCGUCCCUGUGGUUUCCCUCCUGCAUACAGCCCUCAUGCUGACAAGAGGAUGUUAAUGAGUUGUUCCCCCAGCAAGAGCCACUUUGUAAUGUCAUCACUUUUCUCCUCUGCAAUCCCAAAAAUGUGAAUCAGAGCUGAGUAGUAUAGUACCCUGUCACUUCCCUGAGGGGUCCAGUAGCAGGGUUGGGAGGAAAUGCUUAUUCAAAUGCACUUGAAAUGGGGAUUUAGAAAUGUAUUCAUACUGUUUAUAAUCUAUUUUACAAUCUGCCUCAGUUUGCAAGCAGAAACAACAGUCCAACUGCAGCUUUUUUCAGCUUCCCAAACAGCUCAGAGAGGCCCUACCGCAGAACUGGGGAGUCCUUCUGCGUCGUCUUUUGACACGUACAUGACUGUCUUUGUUCUUAAUAGAGCACAAUGUUCUGCCUGUGUCGCUGAGGUUUGCACAUCAUGUUUCCUGAAUCUCUUCUGUUAAACUGACCCCAAAAGCCGAGGAAUUAAAGGUGGGAAGGGAAAAUAAAAUAUCAAACUUACAAUGACUUUA